Molecule: messenger RNA, 3699 nt
Organism: Prosopis cineraria
Lineage: Eukaryota; Viridiplantae; Streptophyta; Magnoliopsida; Fabales; Fabaceae
Product: inactive poly [ADP-ribose] polymerase RCD1-like
Exons: 7
Coding region: 1597-3378 (593 amino acids)
Molecular function (GO): NAD+ poly-ADP-ribosyltransferase activity
Source: RefSeq, a predicted model, not a curated record
UAAUCCUUCCUUUUGAUAGAUCUCUUUUCCCCGGAUCUUAUUUUUCAAAAGCGCGGUUUCUAGGGUUUGGUUUUGGAACAAACUCUGGUUUUUUCACGAAAUUAUGGUCGUUGACUUUCAUUUGGGAUCUGGAUCUGCUAGAUCGGGGUUGAUUUUUUUUUUCCUUACAGGGUUUUAAGCUGAUUCAGUUGUCUUUCAUCCUUUUUCUGUUAACUCUAGUGUGCUUUUGCUUGAUGUUGUGAAAUUUUGUGCCAAUGAUGUUUGGGUGGUUGACAUGUUGAUUUUUUUUUUUUGGUUUUUGUUAAAAUUACUAGUAAUUAUCGAUUGAUCUGUUACUCGGAACUAUGACUGGUUGGUGCGAGACGUUUAAUCUAUUAUCUCGAGUAAUUUGUUUAUGUUAUAUGUAUAUACAUAUUUUGGAUUAUUUUUUUCUUUCCAAUUUCAAUUUUUGUCAAAUCUUCUCCAAAAGAAUUCAUGUUUCAAAAGUAUAGUUUCAGAUCGAUGAUAUUAAACUGUAAGGUCUUGCCGUUUUGAGCACGCAAAUUAGUAUUUUGUUGGGUUGUCUUCUUUUUUUCCCCUAAACAAUUAUUUCUGCAUUAAUGAACUUUUGAGCACGCAAAUUAGUAUUUUGUUGGUUGUCUGAUUUUUCCCCCUAAACGAUUAUUUCUGCAUAAAUGAACUUUAAGUAGUUCUUUCUAGCAGUUUUAUCUGAGUUGGUUGGUUUGGAAGAUUCGACUUCAGUUUUAUUGGCUGUCUGAGAUCAAAUUUGGCAUCUUGAUUUAUCUCUUUUAGGCCUCGUUUGGUAUGAUAGAAGAGUUUUUGAUAGAAUUGUUUUUGAUAGAAUUGGAAUCAAAAUUGGAAUCGGAAUCAAAAUUAGAAUUGAAUUGAGUUUUAAAAGUGUUUUUGGUAUGAAGAUGGAAUCACAAUAUAAUUUUAAUAAGUAUAUGUAUUUAAAAUAAAAAAAAUCAAAGCACCUUUUAUUUUACUUUUUUAAUGAAAAACUUAGCAAUUGAAAAAUAAAGAAUGUACUUUUAAAGCUCAAAAUACCCUUUAUUUUUUUUUAUUGACACAUAAGCCAAUUCUAUGUUGAGUUUGUCAAUUCCAUGGUUUUUACAAUGAAAUUGGGUUCCAUCAAUUUUGAUGGAAUCAGAUUCUUUCAAGAAAGCAAUUCCAUUCCAGCACACCAAACAAGUCAACUGGAUAAUUUCAUGUCUGAUUCCAUUUCCCUACUCACAAUUCUAAGAUACCAAACAUGGCUUAGGGUUGUUGGAAGGGGUUUCUAAUGUGAAUAACCUCAUUGUUACUUGAUUUUUUGUAGCAGCUUCGGAUGAGAUGAAAGUUUGAAUUCUAUUAUAAAACUUCAUAAUCGGGAGCAGAUCAACUUUAUUUAAUUAAAUUGAGGUCAUAGAGAUGAGAAACGUGUGCGAUAUGAAUAGUGACUGCAGUGUUCGUGAUGCUAGGUCAUUUUUGAUGUCGUGGUCUGUGCCAUCACCUCCACUGUUUCUUUAAAAGUAAACAAGGUCUAGAGUUCUAUUCCAGUUCUAUCGGAGCUUCUAAGUUCCAGCCUGUGUAUAAGAAUUGAUCUAGUAGAUAGAAAUGGAAGCAAACAUCGCCAAGGAAUCGGAUAGACUUGUGCUUAGUCAGAAGCGGAAGCGGGCUACCCAAUGUGCUGCAUAUCUAAGUGAAGCAUCCUGUGAAGUUUCACCACACUACCCAUCCAUAACAUUGCCAAUGAAAAAGCUUGUGAAGCACAGGAGGCUGGAUGGGUAUAAAAAUGAGCUGACAGGAAACGAGACUCAUUUUAGACAAUCUUUACUUAGGUGCUAUUGGAACUUUAAGAAAAGUGGGAGGCCUCAACGUUUGCUGUUUUAUCAGAAUAAUGAGUGGAAUGACUACCCUCAGGAUAUUGUUGACCUGGUCAGGAAAGAUUUUGAGGUAAAGAAUGCUGCUGUGGAGAUUGAGUUUGAUGACCGUCAACUUGUGCUAGAUUUUUUGCACAUGUAUCAGAUGGACCUGAAAACUGGUUCACAGCAACCUAUUUCCUGGAUUGAUGAGGCAGGGUGUUGCUUCUUUCCUGAAGUUCAUGUUGCUUCUGAUGAUGAACCGUAUGAGGGUGGGAAAAUUUAUGAUCCUUAUGAAUGUAAUGAGUCUUAUGAAUCUAAUGAGAUAAAGCUGCAUUUAGAAAUUGAAAUAAAUGGAGUUGGUGAAUCUAACCUGAGGGAAUGUAGUGGGGAAUCUAAUGCUCUAGUUAAGCAUAUUCAUAUCGGUGCAAAACCUGCCAGCAAUCAAUAUGAUGUAGACAUCGAGGAUAGCAGUAAUAAUCCAGAUAAAGGAAAUGUUGGUGAAGCUAUUGAGAAAAAUCUAGAGUUAGGUUUAGAUAAUUAUACCAAAUCUGUAAAUGGAAAGAUGGACAUAAAUACUGUACAGGAGUUGUUUCUUAAGGGAAUGAGUAGUCUUGGAAGUACAAACAUAGUUAACAUAUAUAGCUGCUCAAGCACUUUGCUGCCAGCUCGAUUGGAACUAUUCCAGAAGCAAGUAGAAAUUACAGAGAAGUGUCGUGGGAACGCAAAUGUUCAAUAUGUGUGGCUUGCUUCUUCAAAAACAGAGUUGUCUACAAUUAUGAAGUACGGGGUUGGGCAGUCAAUGCAUGGCCCUGUUGUGCAUCUUGCAGCUGCUAAUAGCCCUCACAGCAGGGCAAGUUAUUGUGAUGUUGACGAAAAUGGAGUACGGCACAUGGUGUUAUGCCGUGUAAUAUUGGGGAACUUGGAACUUCUUUGUCCUGGCAGUAGACAAUUUCAUCCCAGUAGUAAUGAUUAUGAUAGCGGGGUGGAUGAUAUUGAGAGCCCCAAAUGCUUUACAGUGUGGACUAUGAACAUGAAUACUCACAUAUAUCCAGAGUUUGUCGUUAGUUUCAAGGUUUCUUCUGAUUUUGAAGGGAAAUUUUUUGAAAUUGAGAGCAAGUCUAACGUAUCUGGGGUUACUACUGCUACUGCUUUUCAAGGUCCUCAAGGCUCUGUACAUACAGAGUCUUCUACUGUUGAUAUGCUACAUGAGAUGUCUCAGGGAAAGGCUGCUAGUGCAUCUGCUUGUUCUUCAAGAGCUCCAAAGUCCCCUUGGAUGCCAUUUCCUAUGCUUUUUGCUGCUAUCUCUAAUAAGGUUCCUCCCAAGGAUAUGGAGCUCAUCAAUAUGUAUUAUGAGCAAUUCAGGGCAAAGAAGAUAGCCAGAGAUGAUUUUGUGAAGAAGCUGAGGGUGAUAGUAGGAGAUAAUCUGUUGAGAACUACAAUAACAAACCUUCAAUGCAAGAUGCCAUUCAAAUCAUCAAGUGAUUCAACUAAGAGCAACGUAACUGCAGUGAAGCCUGAGGCUGCCUCUGAAUGAGAGAGGUUAGAGAUCUCUGACUCUGGGAUGAUGUCUUUGGAGCUCUGUAUCUUUUACUUCGCAUUAUGUGUCGACAUGAAGCUGUGAAUAUUAUGUUUGCUUGUUUCCGGACAGUAGCUUUUAGGCAUGAGACGUCUUUUCUUUGCUUUCCCUGACUUUUUGUACUCGAAGUUGGUUGAUACUGGGAUCAUUAGAGUUUAUUUUGAUUUGGCUGUGACAAUGCAUCAUUUGUUUGACUUUUGCCUUAAGUAUCUUGUAACUUGCAAACUCGAUAUUAGACAUUUGCUUUUGCAUUUUCUAACUAGGUUUUUAACGUUUGAA